AUGGAUGAAGAGGAAAAGGAGGUAAAGGAUGAAGAAGCAUCCGUAGCUGUGCGAGGUCCUGGCUCUCAGUACUUGCUGUAUAUGAUGAACGAAGAGCUGAUCGACAAAUUGAAACUAUUGAAUUACGAACAAGAAUACGUUUCAAUUUCAUCUAGUCAUCGUCCAAUUUCUAGGCAUUAUUUUGUUGAAAGCGAUAAUGUCGGUGAGCAAUUUUAUUUAUUCACAACGUUAUGUGGUUGGCUCAUGCAAAAAGCAAUUAAUCCGAAUUUCACGAUGCCACAAGAGUUUGAUGACCCAAACGCAACUAUAUCGAAUAUACUUUGCGAAUUACGUAACAAGCAAGUACCCGUAGAUUUUCCACCCAAUAAACUGAAAUCAGGUUCUGGAGAGCAGUGCCUUUAUGUGCUUGAUCAGCUGAGUGAUCUUGCUCUUGUUUCUAAAACAUUUACAUGGUGUAGAGCUGAACCAGUCGCAGAAGAUGAUGAAGAAAUCGAUGUUGGUGUUGAUGAAGCUGAGAUAACUGCAGAACAAUUCGAUGAAGAGUUGGACGUGACAGCUGCUGAUGAUGAUGACAAUGGAAUUCUUAUGGAUCUGCAGUCAGCUCCAAUCCUAGGAGUCGAUUCAGAUGAACCGAAAGAGCAGCCAAUCGAAAGCAUACUUCACAGCGAAACAAAUUCAAAUUCUUGGAAACUUGAAGUAGAACGGAUGGCACCACAGCUUAAAAUCACGAUACGUCAAGAUGCAAAGGAUUGGCGAAUGCAUCUUGAACAAAUGCGAACGCAUCGCAAUUGUGUUAGUGAUUUGAUGAAUGAGACAUGGCCGUCAAUCGACAAUCUCUCGAAGGAUCUAGAAAAAAGUCUUGAGCGCAUCAAUACACGUGAGAAACAUCUGAACAAUCAAUUGGAUAGUUUAUUGAAUCAACUCCGUGCUGCACAAGAUAAGAUGGCUGAAUCGAAGGAAAAGUACAAAGAGGCAAGUGGUGGCAUAACGGAACGAACGCAAAAUCUUCAAAGGAUCAGUGACGAAAUCGAACAGAUCAAGGAGCAGAUUGAUGAACAAGGACAACGCAACAAUGACGGCGCACCAAUGGUACGGAUCAAACAAGCAUUGACAAAACUAGAAUCUGAUAUAACGAAAAUGGAUGUACAAAUUGGUGUAAUUGAACAAUCGCUUCUUCAGUGUCAAUUGAAAGAUCGUAUUGCCUACUCGACCGAUUCAUAUGCAAAUUUUUGA
Anisakis simplex (herring worm) is the source of this 1233-nucleotide messenger RNA. Lineage: Eukaryota; Metazoa; Nematoda; Chromadorea; Rhabditida; Anisakidae. The record is from the annotation of a GenBank genome assembly.